GUGCUUCGCGGGCUUGGGUCCGAACAAUAACUCUACCCAUCAUAUCACCAGCCAUUCUUCAUCAAACCCUAACAACCGUCAGAUCUUAAUCCAACGGUCACCACAGCGCGUCCACCAAGGUCAUCCCAAAUCUAUGCGACACCUAACUCACUCCCUCCUUAACAAACUCUCGCCGGUAAAUCGAUUAACGGAACCCUAACGGCGACCACGAUCAUCUCUUCCGUUCGAUCAAAGAAAAAAGCUGUUUAUGAAGUUUUCAGCUAUAAAAAGAUGGAGAAACAUAACGGAAUAUCGGUAAAACAUUCAUACAAGUGUGCUUUGACAUGGACGUUGGGCUAAUGAGUGUAGAACACAAUAGCAUGGGGCAACACGGUGUUGACUUUGACCGAUUUGGCGAGUUCAACAACGGACCAGAUUCAGCUGGAGUUUCCCCACCACAAAACAAAAUUAGCGAAACAGACCCACAUGUCGGUUUGGAAUUCGCUUAUGUGGACGCUGCAAAAUCUUUUUACAACGAGUACGCUAAACGGUCCGGAUUCACCACAUUAGUCAAUCAAAACACCGGACCCACAUCUGACGCAACGUUUGAGUUUUUAUGUUCAGCCUCUGGUGAUAGCUGCAAUGCAAUGCUUAGAAUCGAGUCAAAAAGUCAAAAUAGCUGGGUGGUUACAAAGUUCAUCAAGGAACACAACCACCCACUUACGAACAUUACGAGUACUCGUAAAAUAAUAAAUCACCAUAGACAAAAACGACAUUUUCCGAGUGCGACAAAGAAUAAUACAUCUGAAAGUUACCCUAAUGGAGUUAUGUAUCUCUCUAGGAGUGCUUCUAUGGAAUCAAACCCCGGGGCCCACAUUUCAGAUUCGGUAACUAAUUCAGUUAGACACGCAACUAGUAAAAGGUCAUUAGGUAGAGACGCGCAGAAUCUUCUAGAUUAUUUCCGCAAAAUGCAAGCUGAAAACCCGGGUUUUUACUACGCAAUACAACUAGACGAUGAUAACCGUAUGGCUAAUGUGUUUUGGGCUGAUGCUAGAUCAAGAACCGCUUAUAGUCAUUUCGGUGAUACGGUCACACUCGAUACAAUGUACAGAGUGAAACGAUACAAGGUCCCGUUUGCUCCUUUUACCGGGGUCAACCAUCAUGGUCAAACGAUUUUAUUCGGCUGUGCACUGCUUCUAGAUGAAUCUGAGUGUACAUUCACAUGGCUUUUUAAAACUUUUCUUGCUGCCAUGAAUGAUCGUGCACCCGUUUCUAUAAUCACCGAACCCGAGAAAUCAAUACAAGCUGCGGUUUCGCACGUUUUCCCAGGAACGCGUCAUUGCUUUAACAAGUGGGAUGUGUUACGAGAAGGUCACAAAAGGUUGGCGUAUGUUUGUCACAUGCAUCCUAAUUUUCAGGUCGAGUUGUAUAACUGUAUUAAUUCGACAGACACGGUUGAUGAGUUUGAAACAACGUGGGAUUUCAUUCUUGAUAGAUACGAUCUUAAAAGGAAUGAUUGGUUGCAGUUGUUAUACUCCAUGCGACAACAGUGGGUCCCGGCAUAUUUCCGUGAUACAUUUUUUGCUGGAAUUAUAUUAAAUCAGAGUUUUGAGAGCUCGUUUUUUGACGGUUAUUUAAACGAACUCACUACCGUGCCUUUAUUCUUUAGACAGUAUGAACGCGCUUUAGAAAACUCAUUUGAUAAGGAAAUAGAAGCGGAUUUCGAUACGAUAUCCACAACGCCAGCGUUGAGAACACCAUCACCAAUGGAGAAACAAGCAGCGAGUUUAUACACAAAAACAAUAUUUACGAAGUUUCAAGAAGAAUUAGUCGAAACGUUUGUGUAUACAGCAAAUAGGAUUGAUGGUGAUGGUACUGUAAGCACAUUCAGGGUUGCAAAAUUUGAAGAUGAUCAAAAAGCGUAUAUUGUUACGUUAAACGCUGGAGAACUAAGAGCACAUUGCAGUUGCCAAAUGUUCGAGUAUUCGGGAAUCCUUUGUAGACAUAUUUUAACCGUUUUUACGGUAACGAACAUACUCACAUUGCCAUCUCAUUACAUUCUAAAAAGAUGGACAAAGAAUGCAAAAAGUAAUAUAUCAUUAGAUUUAUACGUUAACGGACCCGAGUCGGUAAACACUCGUUACAAUCAUUUAAUACGGGAAGCUAUUAAAUUUGCUGAAGAAGGGGCGGUUGCUCCUAAUACAUUUACGGUUGCAAUGACGGCACUUAGAGAGGGUGUGAAGAAUGUGUCGGCUGCAAAAACGAACGUGGCAAAUUUUGCACCGACACCUAGUUCACGGGUCAAUGUGAUCGGGUAUGAUAACCGUAAGCCCGGUUCUUCUGCCCCUGAUACGACACCUUUACUGUGGCCUCGCCAGGAUGAAGUAACAAGACGGUUUAAUCUUAAUGACGUUGGGCUUCUUGGCCCACUGGGCCCACCUGCUACUGACUUGAAUCUCCCGCGUAUGGCCCCGGUAUCUUUGCGCCGUGACGAUGGACAUCCUGACAACAUGGUGAUUCUUCCUUGUCUUAAGUCAAUGACGUGGGUAAUGGAAAAUAGAAAUUUGCCUCCAGCAAACAGGGUAGCCGUCAUAAACCUAAAGUUACAAGAUUAUAAAAGAACACCAGCAAGUGAAUCUGAGGUUAAGUUUCAGCUUUCAACAGUUACAUUAGAGCCGAUGUUGAGGUCAAUGGCUUACAUUAAUGACCAGCUUUCUGCCCCUGCUAAUAAGGUUGCUGUCAUUAAUUUGAAGCUUCAAGAUACAGAGACUACUUCAGGAGAAUCUGAGGUGAAAUUUCAGGUGUCUAGAGACACAUUAGGUGCCAUGAUGAGAUCAAUGGCUUAUAUCCGGGAACAGCUCUCAAAUGCAGCUGAAUCGCCAUCUGAGAUUCUAUCGAAGAGACCAAGAAAAUAGAGUAACGGCCCACCCAUAAUGCCAGCAAGAAGACAUUAAGGGUUUUGUUUUACAGGUAAGUUAGUUGUUGAUUACAUAUUGUUCUGCUGAAGAGCUUUGAGAUAGAAAAGGAAGGUGUUGUAGGUUAUUGCCCAUGAAUGGAACUUUUGUUUAUCAUCGUCAUUGCUGCUGUGAUCUGUUGUAUAUACCUUUUGACAGUAUCGAUGUUGAGUCAUUGUUGAUAAUAGUAUUUUCUUCAUGUU
Messenger RNA from Helianthus annuus (common sunflower), 3136 nucleotides. Its product is annotated as protein FAR1-RELATED SEQUENCE 3. Lineage: Eukaryota; Viridiplantae; Streptophyta; Magnoliopsida; Asterales; Asteraceae. The record is from RefSeq and is a predicted model, not a curated record. Bases 324 to 2894 code for a protein of 856 amino acids. Gene Ontology annotation, biological process: regulation of DNA-templated transcription. The transcript has 6 exons. Gene Ontology annotation, molecular function: zinc ion binding.